Striga asiatica is the source of this 1827-nucleotide messenger RNA. Lineage: Eukaryota; Viridiplantae; Streptophyta; Magnoliopsida; Lamiales; Orobanchaceae. The record is from the annotation of a GenBank genome assembly.
AUGGAGGAUCUGGAAGGAAUUGACAUUGCUGAUCAACUACAAAGAUUUGAAUUAUCAUCGGAGGAAAAAUCGGGAGUGGCUUUGGAGGAGGAGGAUGUGGUUCAUAGUGGAGAAGAAUGCAAACUGAGUUUAUUUGGGAGGAUCUUUGGAAAUAAGAAGGUAAAUUUAACAGGGUUGAGACGAACGCUUGGGUUGGUAUUGAGGACAUCACAACCUUUGGAAGUGAAGGAAAUGGAGUCUAAUUGCUACCAGUUUAUUUUCAGAGUGAAGAUUGGAAGGAUUUUUCACAUGGUUAAGGAUGUCCAAAUACAGGAAGCUAGGAGGUCUGGAGGAAGGGUGCUUAGACUUUUACAUGAGAAGCUGUGUGAAAAUAAGAGAUCUGAUAUAGCAAAGGGUUCCUUUGUAUUAAAUCAGUAUGGGGAGUGGUUAAGGGCCUCACAUGGAUGGGGGACUGGUAGAUUCAAUAAAGGGAAGGAUGGGAUAGAGGGUGAAGCGGAUGUUAACGAUGAAAAUGGAAAUCACAAAGAGAAGAGAGGGGUAGAAGUUAGUAAUAGUAAGAUGGAAUGUGAAGGGGGUGAGGAUAGAGGAAAAAAGGUUGUGGUUCUGGGGGGUAUGAGAGGAAGUGGAUCUGAGGGUGAGGAUAGUGAGCAAAUGAUGGAUUUGAGUGAGGGGCUGCUAGAUGAAGGGGUAGAGAUGUUAAAGGGGGUGCAAGGGAGGAGGGUUAUUAAAGUGAUAAGGUCUCAGGGACUGAGGGAGAAAAGAGAAAAAGAGGGGGUGGGUAGUAGUAAGGUGGGGUUAGAGGCUAAAAGAAUUUUUGAUAUGUUAUCUGAAAGGGUUGAGGAGGAGGAAAUUAUGGUGGAGGGGAGUAAGAAGAAGAGGUUUUAUUUUGAUAGAAGGUGGUUGGGUUGGUCAGGGGUGAAAGAAGUCGUAGAAGGAGCUUGGGGAAAAUCUGUUAAUUCAAAGAAAGAUUCAAAACUGAAGAAUGGAUCUUUUGAACUGGAGAAGGAGGAUGAGAAUCAAUAUUGGCUCUGGAAAUGUUGGGCAAAAGCAGGAAAGUUUUUGGAGAGGGGGUUGAGAAUCAGAAUUGGGGAUGGGAAAGAUACUUCAAUCUGGAAUGAUCCCUGGAUUCCUACAAAUGCACCUUUUAAAUUGGGCUUGGAGAAGGUUAGUCAAUUGAUGAGGGCAGAGGGAGGAUGGAAUAAGCAACUAAUUGAGGAUGUGUUUCAGGAAAGAGAUGUUACAACCAUUAUGAAAAUUAAGCCUGAUGUGGAAAUGAGACCAGAUGAGGUUGUUUGGCAUUUUGACCCAAAGGGUAGAUUUUCAGUAAAGUCUGCUUAUAGAAUGAUCAGACAACAUGAGAAAUUGGUGCUGGAUAGACCAGAAGGUAGCAGGACUAGGGAGAAAGAGAAUAAAUUGUGGUCUAGGGUUUGGGCUUUAAAAAUUAAAAAUAAGCUGAAGUUGUUUUUGUGGAAUUGUAUUAAAAAUAUCCUCCCAACUACUGACAAUCUAUGGAGGAGGAAAGUGAAAGAGAGCAAUGUUUGUGAAGUGUGUGGGGAACAGGGUGAAACCAUGGAGCACAUUUCUUUUCCUGUGAGAGGGCUAUUAAAGUUUGGAGAUUGGCUCCUCUGUUUUGGGAGGGAGGGGAGCAAAGGGAGGGAAAUUUUAGGGACUGGUCUUGGAUUUCCAGGGGCACUACGAUUGAGGAUUAUGGGGAUAGACUGCAUUUUUCUGUGUAUAUGUUAUCGUGGUUAUGGAAGUCGCGCAAUUUAUGGGUCUGAAAUGGGGAUUAUGAAAGGAGCUUGGGGGGAAUGGUUGGAAUUUUGUAAG